CGGAAGACGUGCAGUAUCGUCAAAGCUGUCGGUGUGCGGUGCUAUUACUUGUCAACUCAACUCUAUUGUUUUCAAUUCAUUGCAUUCAGUAAUUUAUAUUUCAUCAUGUCCGCUAGGAAUCCAGGAAUGCAUCUUGAUCUGGAAUGGGUGUCAAAAGUCAGAGUCAACACUCAGGCUGUUCUUAAACGAGCUCAGCAGAUUCAGGGACACAAAGUUGCUAAAAAACAGUGGCAGGCUGCCUGGAUGCUGAAGGCCGUCACAUGCAUUGAUCUGACGACCCUCGCUGGUGACGAUACACCUUCCAAUGUCCAUCGACUCUGUAUGAAGGCCACACAGCCGAUCCGUCAUGAUCUGCUGAAGAGCAUGGACAUGCACGACAAAGGAAUCACGACUGCAGCAGUCUGUGUGUACCCAUCACGGGUGGCUGAUGCUGUGAAGUCUCUUAAAGCAGCUAACUCUAGUCUUCCUGUUGCAUCUGUGGCCACUGGCUUCCCUGCUGGACAGACGCCAUUGAAAACCCGUCUCGCGGAGGUACAGAUGGCCGUGGAGGAUGGUGCUACGGAGAUCGAUAUUGUCAUAAACCGGACUUUGGCACUCACUGGGCAGUGGGCAGCCCUCUAUGAUGAGAUCCGGCAGUUCAGAGAGGCCUGUGCAGAUGCCCAUAUGAAGACCAUCCUGGCAGUGGGAGAGCUGGGAACCUUCACAAACGUCUACAAGGCCAGUUUGGUGUCAAUGAUGGCAGCGUGGCGCCAUUGCUCAUCCAUUCUGCUCUCCGCAUCCAGAUGUCCAAACACACACACACACACACACACACACACACAGAGCAGGCCAGUGACUGUAUGCUUAAAUAGCCAUUGCACAUUAAGCCGAUUACUGUACCCAAUUGUCAGCGGCUCUGAUAGGGAUCGUUAUUAAAAUGCAUUGCUUUUGUCGCUGUGCUCAUUCCUUAAUCUCCCCUUGUUCCUAUGAAUUGCGUAUGAGGUUUCUGAAAUUGAAUGAUAAUUUCACCUAUUAAUCUGCUACGCCGGAGCUAUUUUACUCCCACGCUCUCCGGCAGUGUCCCCCCGCUCCGCCGCAAAUGAAUAGAGCUUCAUUACUGUCGCCUGCGUUUAAUAACCGUUAUCCAUUAUCUUGUAAUUAAGACUCCCCAGAACGAAUCUCAAG
Molecule: messenger RNA, 1164 nt
Organism: Sinocyclocheilus grahami
Lineage: Eukaryota; Metazoa; Chordata; Actinopteri; Cypriniformes; Cyprinidae
Product: deoxyribose-phosphate aldolase-like
Exons: 7
Coding region: 106-915 (269 amino acids)
Biological process (GO): deoxyribonucleotide catabolic process; carbohydrate catabolic process
Cellular component (GO): cytoplasm
Molecular function (GO): deoxyribose-phosphate aldolase activity
Source: RefSeq, a predicted model, not a curated record